AUGCGGAUCUCUUCGUCUCAACCCGAUUGCGAGCGCGCGCCCUUGCUCACAAGUGCGCAUGCCGCCCUCGGCGGCUUAUCCGAAGAGGAACUUCGCGCGAUGUCACCAUGGCAGAGGGUGCGCGAAACGACCAAACGGAACUGGAGAUACUUUCUCUUGCACGCCAUCCUGCACUCCGGGGAGCACAUCCGCUGGACUCCCUGCGGCGCCAGGACCAUCGCCGACCGCACCCUAGAAUGCGCCAGCCUAACCGUCCCCAUGGACCACUUCAACACGACCAACAAUCUCCCCGACGACAAAUCCUUCACCCUCCCCCUCGUCCGCCUGCGCAGCCGCAACCCCACCUCGGCCACACGCAACCUGCUGCUCAACCCGGGCGGGCCGGGCGGCUCGGGCACCGCCAUCGUUCACCGCCGCGGCGCGCAGCUGGCCGACAUCGUCGGCGACGGCUUCCACCUGAUCGGCUUCGACCCGCGCGGCGUGAAUGGCUCCACCCCGCGCGCCGCCUGCUACCCGACCGUCGACGACCGCCGCGCGCUGUCGGCGGUGCGCGCUAAAAGGGUCGUCCAGGACAGCGGCGAGCUGUGGGCGUGGACGCAGGGCUUUGUGCAGGCUUGUGCUGACACCAUGGGCGACCAUGGCCGCUACAUCAAUACCCCGCAGACUGCGGCCGAUAUGAAUGCCAUUCUGGAUGCGGUCGGCCAGGAGGGGUUGUAUUACUGGGGCUUUAGUUAUGGCACCAUUCUCGGCCAGACGUACGCCACUAUGUUCCCGGACAGGGUGGAGAGGGUGAUUGUGGAUGGGGUUGCAAACCAGUUUGAUUGGUAUGAGGAGCUGCUGGAUGCCGAGAUGUUGACUGAUACGGACCGGGUGCUUGAGGGGUUUAUGGAGGAGUGUGUCAAGGCUGGGGAGGCUGAUUGUGCGUUGGCGGAACUGGCAGGGACUAAAGAGGAGUUGUUGGAGUUGGUGUUGAAGGGGGUUGCUAAGCUGGAGGAUGAGCCGGUCGGGGUAUAUGUCAAUAACACUGCGUUCGGCGUGCUGGACUACUGGGCGAUCUGGCAGAAUGGCGUGUUUCCGGCACUGUAUAAACCGGCGACCUGGAGGGACUUGGCAACUAAUCUGGCUUUGUUGCUGCGUGGCAACGCUACGGCUGCGUUCCUGUCUUACGGCAGAGAGGAAGCUUGGGAAAGCUUGGGCGAUGCGCUCAAGUUUGUCGGCCUCAAUGACGGCACGUCAGGGCCUGGCAAUUGGCCGGCGGACCGGGCUGAGCUGGUUGACCAGUUGCUCCCUUUCUUUAACCUGUCCCUCUUCACCGACAUCCAGUACGACUACUACUUUUCCAAGCAGGCCUGGGCAAUCCCGCAUACGCACACCUUCGUCCCCAAGAAAAAGGUCAAAACGGCACAUCCGCUAUUACUGCUCUCAACAACAUGGGAUCCUGUUUGCCCCAUGGUCUCCGCGAAAGGGGCGAAUGAGGUGUUUGAGGGAUCCCAGAUCGUGGAGGUCAAGGGAUAUGGCCACUGCACAAUGGCUCUACCCUCCUUGUGCGUCGCGCAUCAUGUGCGAAACUUUCUGUAUGACGGCAAGCUCCCGGAGGGGCCUGUGCAAUGCGAAGCAGACGGUAAACCGUACUUUUCGAAGCCCGAGGAAGUAUCAUCUUUAGCCCAGUUUCAGACUCUGGGAACAGAGGACAAACUGAUUUGGCGGGCACAACAAGAACUGGCGCGAGACUCAUGGCUUGGGCCUUGGAGAAUGUAG
Molecule: messenger RNA, 1758 nt
Organism: Chaetomium globosum CBS 148.51
Lineage: Eukaryota; Fungi; Ascomycota; Sordariomycetes; Sordariales; Chaetomiaceae
Exons: 2
Coding region: 1-1758 (585 amino acids)
Source: RefSeq, a predicted model, not a curated record